Molecule: messenger RNA, 1182 nt
Organism: Trichomycterus rosablanca
Lineage: Eukaryota; Metazoa; Chordata; Actinopteri; Siluriformes; Trichomycteridae
Product: histo-blood group ABO system transferase-like
Exons: 3
Coding region: 46-1074 (342 amino acids)
Biological process (GO): carbohydrate metabolic process
Cellular component (GO): Golgi apparatus; vesicle; membrane
Molecular function (GO): hexosyltransferase activity
Source: RefSeq, a predicted model, not a curated record
AGCAGACGUCAUAAAGUGGUGAGAAGGGGGUAAACAAAAAGAGACAUGGCACUGUUUCCAUACUGCAGACGGCCCUCAGUAUGUUACUGUGGGAACCAGAAGCUGCUCAUUGUGCUUUGUGGGUUUAUCACCAGCUUGAUCUACUUUUUCUGGGGGAGGAGGAUACCUGCACUUUCUAUUACUUCCAUCCACCUGUUGUCAGCAGCGGAGCAGAAGGGAUCAGGAUUAGAAGAAAAAGACUUUCCUGUAAUGACUCCCUGGGGUGUUCCUCUGGUGUGGGGAAACAGCAAGUCGGCAGCCUGGCGCAGGGAGCAGUUCACCCAUCUAGAGGCCCGCAGUGGCCUAGUGGUCCUCGCAGUGGGAAACUACAACGUCUUCCUUCACCGCCUCCUCUCAUCCGCUGAGCUCUACUUUCUUGUCAACUUUUACGUAACAUACUACGUCCUGACUGACAGGCCACAAGAACUGGAUCCUCCCCCUAAGCUGGCAUCCAAAAGGGAGCUGCGGGUCAUUCCUGUAGCCGAGAUGCCAGGCUGGAACAGGCUUGGCCUGCGACGCAUGGCUUUGCUUGCAACUCUCAUCAAAGAACAGAUCAACUUGGAGAUGGAUUAUGUCUACUGCAUCGAUGUUGACCAGGUUUUCACUAACCCUGUGGGCACAGAAAUCCUGGGCAAGUUGACUGCCACACUCCAUCCAGAGUUCUAUGGCAAGCCUCGACACACUUAUCCCUACGAGACGAACCCAGACUCACAGGCCUACGUUGCAGGAGGGGAAGGAGACUUUUACUACACCUCAGAAUUCUACGGUGGACUGUGCUCCAGGGUUUUAGCCAUGACCCAAGCCUGUUCUCUGCUCAUUCUACAAGACCAGGACAGAGGUGUUCAAGCCCAAAUGCUGGAGGAGAGCUACCUGAACCGCUAUCUAAUCAAACACAGACCCACCUGCGUCCUCUCACCCGAAUACAGCUGGUGGGAUUCACCACAAGUCUCUGAAGUGCCCACUCACAGACUGCACUCUAUACGCAGACAGUGUUUUUCAACAGGAAGCUUCGAGGGAAAUUCAGAUCUGUGCUAAGAAAACAGGCCAGUACACAAAUACAGGCAGCACAGAUUAAAUUACAAGAGUGAAAGAACCCUGGAAUGUACGGAAUCAUCAUCUUGGAACAUAGUAACAUUAUAAGGA